Molecule: messenger RNA, 770 nt
Organism: Cotesia glomerata
Lineage: Eukaryota; Metazoa; Arthropoda; Insecta; Hymenoptera; Braconidae
Product: probable phospholipid hydroperoxide glutathione peroxidase
Exons: 5
Coding region: 142-648 (168 amino acids)
Biological process (GO): response to oxidative stress
Molecular function (GO): glutathione peroxidase activity
Source: RefSeq, a predicted model, not a curated record
GCGGCAAUAGUGUAAAGUGUGAGUCGUAGUAACUAGUAAAUAAGUUGCUCUGUUCGUUCAGUCAGCAUUUUUUUCACCUGCAAAUAAAUAUAUUAUCUCUACAAUAAUUAUUUGAUAUUACAUACUACUACUAAAAUAGUUAUGAGUGGAAACUUGGAUUACAAGUCGGCCAAGUCCGUCCAUGAUUUCGAAGCUGAAUCCAUUAAGGGGGAAAAAGUACCUUUGGAAAAGUAUAAAGGCCACGUUCUGUUGAUUGUAAAUGUCGCAUCUAAGUGUGGACUCACUGCUACUAAUUACAAAGAACUGAAUGAGCUUUAUGAUCAAUAUGCAGAGUCUCGUGGUCUUCGUAUUUUGGCAUUCCCAUGCAAUCAAUUUAACGGUCAAGAGCCCGGAGGCAGUGAAGAAAUUUGCAGCUUUGCUAAUCGUCAAAAAAUCAAGUUUGAUUUGUUUGAAAAGAUAGACGUCAAUGGUGAGACAGCUCAUCCACUGUGGAAGUACUUGAAGCAGGAAAAGGGCGGAUUACUGGGAAGCUUUAUCAAGUGGAACUUCACAAAAUUCAUCGUCGACAAAGACGGAAAAGUCGUCGAGCGACACGGACCAAAUGUUGAUCCAAGUAGCUUGGUGAAACAUUUGGAGAAGUACUUUUGAGGCGAGCAAUAUACCUCAAUUUAAUCCCAAAAUACAGUUGUAAUAUAAUUCUGCUGUUUAUCGGAAUAAUCAGCACAUCACAAUUAAACGUAUCAAUGAUAAUAAAGUUAACCGACAUUUAA